UUUGACUGUUUCUCAGAGGUGUCGGAGCGGCUCUCCGGCUCCGCUCUGGUAGCACUGCAGCCCUGAAUGUAUGAGACAGUACAUUGUUAAAUGCAAAACCCUGAACAAUUUCGAUGAUCAGAAGGAUCUUAGACUCCAGGUUCAUCGCUCCCUGAAAGAGACUGCACAGAUUGAUCGGGUGGUUAAGAAGGCAAAUGGCAAGGUUGUCUUUAUUAGUUGAAGCACUGAGUUCAAAACUCAUGAAGUUAUGUUGCAGAUUUGUAAAACUUGUCAGCCCACAUCUGGAGUGUUUCAUACAGUUCUGGUCGCCCCCAUUCUCGGAAGGAUGUCGGGGCUUUGGAGAGGGCGCUGAAGAGGUUUACCAGGACCCUGCCUGGAUUAGAGGGCAUGAGCUAUAACGAAAGGUUGGACAAACUUGUGUUGUUUUCUCCAGAGCGGCGCAGGCUGGGGUGAGACUGGAUGGACGUUUAUCAGAUUACGAGAGGAAUGGAUAGAGUGGACAGAGGUCUCCGGGUGGACGGUGUUAUCCUCUCCGCUCAGAGCUGAAGUGGGUCGGCUGUGUGUUCGGGAAAGACUUUCGUCUCUUCCGUCGGGAUCACUGUCUGCGGGCCGAAGAUAUCACUUUCCCAUCGUAGUGUGCAUCAUUCAUUCAGUAGCUCUGGUGUGUUCUGACGUCUCCGGAACGGCUUUUUCGUGUUUACAACAGUAGGAUUAGACCCUUAGACUUGCGGUGAGAGAUUUAUUGGAAGAAAAACCACGACUGAAGACGAGGGAACAGCAACAAGUGAUCCAGCCCGAGGAUUGAGAGCACCGACCGGAGAGAACCCAUCUGACUCGGAGAUUCCAGUGAUUCAGUCAGGAGAAAGUUUGGUUAGAAAAUGACAAGGAAUUUGUCUACAGGAAUCUCAAACAGAACAUACCAGUUUUGCUGUCUCUAUCCAGAUAUUUAAGAAGUGGAGCAAGGGAUUCAAUCGAUCAUCCUUCCUGCUCAGACUGUGGGGAGGGAUUCACUCGGUCAUCCUUCCUGCUCAGACUGUCGGGAGGGAUUCACUCAAUCAUCUGACCAACUGGCAUGCCCGUCAUUUUGCACAGGGUAGAUGCCAUUCAUCUGCUCAGACAGUGGGAAUGGAUUCAUGCGGACAUUUCAACUGAAGGUGCAUCAGCAAGUUCACACUAGGACAAGGCCAUUCACCUAUUCUGUGUGUGAGAAGGGAUUUAGUCAGUGUACCCACCUGUGGACACACCAGUCAGUUCACACUGGGCAGAAGUUGCUCAUCUGUUGAAUUUGUGGGGAAAGAUUCACUCGAUCAUCUGACAUAAUGGCUCAAAAGCAAGUGGACACCGGGGAGCAGCCGUUCACCUGCUCAGCCUGUGGGAAGGGAUUCACGUUGUCAGCUCAUCUGCAGGCACACCAGUCAUUACACACUGGGGAGAGGCCAUUCACCUGCUCGGACUGUGGGAAAAGAUUCACUUCAUCAUCUCAACUUAAGAUACAUCAGCGAGUUCACACUGGAGAGAGGCCGUUCACUUGCUCAGUCUGUGGGAAGAGAUUCACUCAGUCAUCCCACCUACAGAGUCAUCAGCGAGUUCACACUGGGGAGAAGCCAUUCACCUGCUUGGACUGUGGGAAGAGAUUUACUCAGUCAUCCAACCUACAAGCACAUCAGCAAGUUCACACUGGGGAGAGGCCUUUCACCUGCUUGGACUGUGCGAAAGGAUUCACUCAGUCAUCAGCACUGAAGGUACAUCAGCGUGUUCACACUGGAGAGAGGCCAUUCACGUGCUCAGACUGUGGGAAAGCAUUCACUCAGUCAUCCGACUUAAAGGGACAUCAGCAAGUUCACACUAGGGAGAGGCCGUUCACCUGCUCAGUCUGUGGGAAGGGAUUCACUCGGUCAUCUCAACUGAAGAUACACCAGAGAGUUCACACUGGAGAAAGGCCAUUCACCUGCUCAGACUGUGGGAAAGGAUUCACUCGGUCAUCUAAACUGAAGGUACAUCAGAGAGUUCACACUGGAGAGAGGCCGUUCACCUGCUCAGACUGUGGGAAAGGAUUCACACAGUCAUCCUCCCUAAUUGCACACCAGCGAGUUCACACUGGAGAGCGGCCGUUCACCUGCUUGGAAUGUGGGAAGGGAUUCACUCGGUCAUUUCAACUGAAGAUACAUCAGCGAGUUCACACUGGGAAGAGGCCGUUCACCUGCUUGGAAUGUGGGAAGGGAUUCACUCGGUCAUUUCAACUGAAGAUACAUCAGCGAGUUCACACUGGAGAGAGGCCAUUCACCUGUUCAGACUGUGGGAAGGGAUUCACUCAAUCAUCCACCCUAAUGUCACACCAGGCAGUUCACACUGGGGAGUGGCCGUACAACUGCUCCAUCUGUGGGAAAGGAUUCACUCUGUCAUCUAAACUGAAGGUACAUCAGAGAGUUCACACUGGAGAGAGGCCGUUCACCUGCUCAGACUGUGGGAAAGGAUUCACACAGUCAUCCUCCCUAAUUGCACACCAGCGAGUUCACACUGGAGAGAGGCCAUUCACCUGUUCAGACUGUGGGAAGGGAUUCACUCAAUCAUCCACCCUAAUGUCACACCAGGCAGUUCACACUGGGGAGUGGCCGUACAACUGCUCCAUCUGUGGGAAAGGAUUCACUCUGUCAUCUAAACUGAAGGUACAUCAGAGAGUUCACACUGGAGAGAGGCCGUUCACCUGCUCAGACUGUGGGAAAGGAUUCACACAGUCAUCCUCCCUAAUUGCACACCAGCGAGUUCACACUGGAGAGCGGCCGUUCACCUGCUUGGAAUGUGGGAAGGGAUUCACUCGGUCAUUUCAACUGAAGAUACAUCAGCGAGUUCACACUGGGAAGAGGCCGUUCACCUGCUUGGAAUGUGGGAAGGGAUUCACUCGGUCAUUUCAACUGAAGAUACAUCAGCGAGUUCACACUGGAGAGAGGCCAUUCACCUGUUCAGACUGUGGGAAGGGAUUCACUCAAUCAUCCACCCUAAUGUCACACCAGGCAGUUCACACUGGGGAGUGGCCGUACAACUGCUCCAUCUGUGGGAAAGGAUUCACUCUGUCAUCUAAACUGAAGGUACAUCAGAGCGUUCACACUGGAGAAAGGUCACUCACCUGUUCAGAAUGCGGGAAGGGAUUCACUCAAUCAUCCACCCUAAUGGCACACCAGGCAGUUCACACUAGGGAGUGGCCAUACAACUGCUCCAUCUUUGGGAAAGGAUUCACUCGGUCAUCUCAACUGAAGAUACAUCAGCGAGUUCACACUGGAGAGAGGCAAUUCACCUGCUCAGACUGUGGGAAGGGAUUCACUCGGUCAUCUCAACUGAAGAUACAUCAGCGAGUUCACACUCAGGAGAGGCCGUUCACCUGCUCAGACUGUGGGAAGGGUUUCACUCGGUCAUCUCAACUACGGAGACACCAGCGAGUUCACACUGGGUAGAGUCUGUUCACCUGCUCGGACUUUGGGAAGAGAUUCUCUCAGCCAGAUCAACCAAAUGCGCAUCAUUGAGUUCACACUGGGGAGAGGCUGUUCACUUGCUGUUAAUGUGGGAAGCGAUUCACUCAGCCAGCUAACCUUAUGGUAACUCAUUUUGGCUGGCAGCUUAACUUUGGAGUUGAUAGACCCCA
This is a messenger RNA of Hypanus sabinus (Atlantic stingray), 3637 nucleotides long. RefSeq names its product zinc finger protein 850-like. Lineage: Eukaryota; Metazoa; Chordata; Chondrichthyes; Myliobatiformes; Dasyatidae. Gene Ontology annotation, molecular function: RNA polymerase II cis-regulatory region sequence-specific DNA binding; DNA-binding transcription factor activity, RNA polymerase II-specific. Bases 1320 to 3449 code for a protein of 709 amino acids. Gene Ontology annotation, biological process: regulation of DNA-templated transcription. The record is from RefSeq and is a predicted model, not a curated record. The transcript is spliced from 7 exons.